GAACAGAACAAACUUCUAGGGGAAGGAAAAUCUAAUUUUCCUAACUCGGCGCAACGCAGUCCAUCUCUCAAAAUGAUUUUCCUCUUAUUCCUUGUGUUAACCUUGAUUACGGCGCAGGCGGCGGAAUCCGAGUCCCUUCUCCGACCAAAUGGUGUUAGGCUAUCAGUUCAUUCGCUAACAGAAAUCAUAAAUCGUGACACAUUAAAGCCGGCACAGGAAAAUGACGGCCUCCCGAUUGCUCCCAUGCACUAUGUUGAGUUGCCUCUUAAUCAUGGUGAUCCUACAUCGCCGAAGUUUAGGAACAGGUAUUGGGUGGAUGAUACUUAUUAUUCACCUGGAGGUCCCAUUUUCUGUAUGUAGGAAACCGGGCGCCAACAUGACGGGAUGGGAUGUUAAUAUUUUCUAGUUUUCGAUAAUGGGGAAUCAGAUGCAGGCGGUACGGAAGCGUAUCUGAGGAAGGGCGCCACGGGAUCGCUAGCUAGAGAGUUCAAAGGGUAUUUUCUCGCCUCCCUCGGCCGGUUAGAAGAAUCCGUGAAUUUAACUGUUCCGGGUACAAGGCUUCUGAUAUUAUGGGAGCACCGAUUCUAUGGUGCCUCAAUGCCAGACAUGACAAGUGCCAUGCGAUUCACGCCCGAUAAAAUAGCGGACUACCUAAAGUAUCACACGAUCGAGCAGGCGCUGGAGGAUGUCGUUGUGUUCGCAAAACAAUUCACCUUCGGCAACGAGAUUGUCUCUCCCGGAGAGGUCCCUUGGGUGUUCCUGGGUGCGCCCUUCGAAUUAUUCUCCAUAGCUAAGUGCUAUUUUACUAACAGAAGAUGGUUCAUCAGGAGGUUCUUACCCUGGUGCAAGGGGCGCUUGGAUGCGGGCUCGUAAUCCGGACAUCUUCCAUGCAAGCUUGGCUUCAUCUGCUGUGGUGCAGCUUCAGAUGAAUUUUUGGCAGUAUUACCGCGUAGUUGAAGAGUAGCUAUCCUCCCCAUCCAACCCUGCCAAUAAGCACGCUGAUCCUGUUGACCAAGAACCAUGGCAAAAACCGGCUACGGCAAUUGCUCAGCAGACAUCCGCCGCCUAAAUAAAUGGGUUGACAACGCCUUCGAUAAUCAAAAUGGGUCAGCUGUCGACCAAUUCCUUGAGAAAAUCACCGGCCCGGAAAAUUCGGACCUGUGGAAUUUCUUCCACUUUGACGACUCCCCGGAUCCGGAGGAAAUAUGGGACAACAGGAGAUUGAAUUUGAGGGGUGCAAUCGAAAUCAUUUUCCGUGAUUUCCAGUAUGUCGGGAUGAAUGGGGUUCUAAGGGUUUUCUGCGAUGGUUUGCAGUACUUCGGUGACCCAAAGAGAGGGAGAACGGACUUCCGGAAUGCGAGUGGGAUAUUUGAGGCGCAUAAUGCCAGCGCUGCUAUCGACAUAUAUGCAAAAGUUUUAGCAGCACUCUGGCCGAAGAUUCUCGAUCCAACUGAUUACCCACCCGAUGGAGUGAAGAUUGAUCAAGUUUAUAGCGUGGAUUGCGCAAUUAGUCAGAGCACCUGCAAAGAAAUAAUUACACUGUGGUCCUGGGUUUACCAGACUUGCGUUGAAUUCGGUAUCCCAAUUCCCUCCAGAAUCACUAGGCCUAACUAACAUUCACUUAGGCGGCUACCAAACCGCAAAUGUUUCCCGCCCAACGAACCUCCUCCCCAAAUUCGAAACCCUCGAAAAUGACCUCAAGGAUUGUAAAGGUUGGUUUGGCAAUGCUGUGGCAGGCGGACCCAAUCUAGAUCCCAUCAACAAAAAGUAUGGCGGCUGGAACAUGAAUCCAUCGAAUGUCUUCUGGAGCGAUGGUGAAAUCGACCCCUGGCGCUCCCUCACCCCCAAUUCUAUUGAAGACAAUGCACCAAAGCGUCCUUCUACAACCAAGAUUCCCUCGUCUGGGAGCACUGCCGGAGGCAACACGUUCUUCGGGUUUGUCAUUAAGGGGGGAUCUCACUGCGCGGAUUUAGGACAGCACGUUGGACAGGGGCCUGAUGAAAAUCGAACCAAUCUAUCCCCGGAUACAAUAGGCACAAAAGUUCCAGCGGGCUAUGUGCCGGAAGCGGAUACUGCUCAUAACUUGUUUAAGGGUGCGUUGAGGAUUUGGUUACCGGCGUUUAAGGCACAUCCAUUAUCCAGUGAGUCCACGUUCAAUCGGGAUACAGUGGGCAGUGAGAACAAUCGACCCAGCAGAUCCAACAGCGACGAUGAAGACGGCGAGAAGGGUUUAGCAACAUCUCUAUCGGCGUCUAGAUGCUUCUACUCAGCGCUCAUUGUCAUCGGGGUUUGCGCCAUGUUGUAAAGGGACCGCUCGAUAUAUUUCUCCCAAAAACUACAAUUACUCGUACCCACACCAUUUUUUCCUUUUUCUUAAAUCGGCAGCACUAGCAUGUACUCAUAUAUCACGGCUUUGGCUUCAUACGGGCGGCGUUUUGUUUGUUAAUUUCUUUUCGGAUUACGGUAUAAGAUAUCUUCUACGUUUUUGCUUGGGGUUACUGAGUGGCUGAGCAAGGUUCGGGGCUCUUUUUCGACUAUGAUUACUCAUUGGGUAAGUGACUGUAAGAGCAUUAUGAAACUCUAUAUCAUACAAUUUCUAUCCAUAAUUCCGUCAGUAAUCCAACAGCUGAAUGACAACCAAAGAUUUCCACGGUCAGCACCACUUAGAGAGAACGAUUUCCCAUGACCGAUGCUGUACUAGAGCUCGUGAUAAUCAUGGAAGUUAUGUGGCGUUCCCGUGAGUUCCAGCUUUGCGUCCAGUCACUUCCCGAAAGCUGAUAGUCGGACCCAACACGAAAGCCCCGCAAGAACCACAAGCCUAAACCGGGUAGAAUAUCAAUAGUUGGUUCCCCGGGGAAACAUUGCAGCUAUGGCAACGGAAUCGACCUCCUAGAGCGGAGAAUUUCAUAAAAAUCGCUAUUUCCCCGUGGAGGAGUCCAGGCGGUUAAGUAUUGGGGCAGUGAAGAUAUCAAGCUACCAGACAAACCAAUCCAAUUUAUGGCCCCACGAGCUGGGCCACCCCGCAUUGGGAAAAAAGAGAACUACCCUAGAACC
This is a messenger RNA of Tuber aestivum (summer truffle), 3054 nucleotides long. NCBI's taxonomy places the organism in Eukaryota, Fungi, Ascomycota, Pezizomycetes, Pezizales, Tuberaceae. The record is from the annotation of a GenBank genome assembly.